Messenger RNA from Nyctereutes procyonoides (raccoon dog), 2806 nucleotides. It is a transcript of the gene TMEM182, whose product is annotated as transmembrane protein 182. NCBI's taxonomy places the organism in Eukaryota, Metazoa, Chordata, Mammalia, Carnivora, Canidae. The record is from RefSeq and is a predicted model, not a curated record. The coding region runs from base 165 to 854 and encodes 229 amino acids. Gene Ontology annotation, cellular component: membrane. The transcript has 5 exons.
GUGAGUGAGAAGCCACCACAACAUGAGCUAGGGGAGGCUUCUCAAGAAGAUCCUGCUUACUCAAAACAUCUUUCUUCUUCUUCUUUUUUUUUUUAAUUGAGAAGCUAGGUGUCUGACAUUUCUUAAUUUCUUAUUUUAUUUAAAGGGAAACCAGUGACUUGAAAAUGAGACUAAAUAUUGCCAUCUUCUUUGGGGCUCUCUUUGGUGCUUUGGGGGUUUUACUCUUUUUGGUGGCUUUUGGAUCGGAUUAUUGGCUUCUUGCAACUGAAGUGGGGAAGUGUUCAGGUGAACAGAAUAUAGAGAACGUCACUUUCCACCAUGAAGGAUUCUUCUGGAGAUGUUGGUUUAAUGGGAUUGUGGAAGGGAAUGAUUCUAGUAUUUGGAAGUUCUGGUACACCAAUCAGCCACCAUCCAAGAACUGCGCACAUGCUUACCUGUCACCAUAUCCCUUUAUGAGAGGCGAGCACAACUCAACCUCGUAUGAUUCUGCUGUUAUUUACCGUGGUUUCUGGGCAGUCCUGAUGCUUCUGGGCGUCAUCGCUGUGGUGACUGCGAGCUUUCUGAUCAUCUGUGCAGCCCCUUUCACAAGUCACGUUCUCUAUAAGGCUGGUGGAGGCGGGUACAUCGCUGCAGGCAUCCUGUUUUCCUUGGUGGUGAUGCUGUAUGUCAUCUGGGUCCAGGCAGUGGCUGACAUGGAAGGCUACAAAAACAUGAAAAUGAGAGACUGCUUGGAGUUCACCCCUUCUGUUCUGUAUGGCUGGUCAUUUUUUCUGGCCCCGGCGGGGAUAUUUUUUUCUUUGCUUGCUGGAUUACUAUUUCUGGUUAUUGGUCGGCAUAUUCAAAUACAUCACUAAUCAAACUAUUGCCACAAGCAUUUUCUUGAGAGGUUUUAAGACGGAACUUUUUUUUUUUUUCAUUUUGUUUUGGUGAUCCCAGCAUAGAAUUAGUUGUGAGCUUUUUAGUUGGUAUUUCAAUUUUGCUUUUACAUUUUACUUGUGAUUUCCUCCAGUAGGAAGGUCCUAGAAUCUUUCCAGAUAACCACAGGUUUCCAUCCUAUGUAGGUGCUAUCACUAACCUAAUUCUCAAAGAAGCAGGUAGCAUGGGUCUCCCUUUCAUUGCACCUGUUAGGGGUCAUGCAGGUCACAAAGGUCUGAUAAUGACAUAAUACCACUACCUGGGCCAGGGAAGCUUUGAUUUAAAGUCUCCUUCUUGGCAUUCACUUCGAAAAAAUCUUUGGAGAAUAAUUAAGAACGGAAAACAAAUGUUGUCAGAGAACUUAUUCCAUCUUUUCUCCACACACAUGCAUAUCCACAUACAUAUUCACUGACUCCUGUAAGCCAAUUAUUUAUGACUUAAAAAUAGAUAGCAGUGUGCUUGUGGCGAGAGCCAGGCAAACACAUCAGUUACAAUGGGCCACAACCAGACUGAGAAUGUGUACUUAUUCCACGUUCUUACCAACAGGAGUUUGGUUAUCUAAUUAUAUUCACUGAAUUGUGCAUGCUUACAGAAACCUUAAACUAUGUUUAAAAGUGGCAAAUCUAAAAAAAUAAAAAUAAAAAAAGUGGCAAAUCUGUACACCAAAUUACACAUAAAGCAGAUUGGACUUUUAGGAGCUCAGUGGAUUAAUUGUAAUAUGUAAUAUGGUUGAAAAUAUGUGAAAAAAAAAAAAAACCAAGCACCUUAGCUUAGUACUUAGUUCUGUUUGAUAUUUUGAAAUUCUUAUUUAAAAUUAUAUGCUAAUAUGUUCAGGAUGUGAAAAUUUAUUGAUGAAAUGUGCUUUUAAUAUGCACUAGCUAUAAACUUUCAAAAUAUUUCCAUAUGAAAUGAUAAUAGCCUUGCUUUAUUAAAGACUAUGAAAUAUUAACUUUUCCCAAGACUUUAUGGGUUGUAGUUCUUCUGAUCAUUUGAUUCCCUUAAUUAUUGUCUCUCAGUUUCUUCAUCUUUACAACAGGUAUUUUAACAUUUACAGAUCUGCUAUUUCCUUUAACAUCUUGGAAGAAAACUUUGUGCUGCUUGGUGGAUAAUUCUUUUUUAUUUGCUGGUGUAGACAUGCAGACAUUUUGCAUAUCAAAGAUGUUUGUUUGGCACUAAUUUUGAUUGAAAUCAAAUCCAUCUGAGAAGCCCACUUUGCAUUUGCAUCUUGGAAACCUCCACCAAGGAGCAGUUUGGUGUUGGUGAGGGAACAGAGAACCCGCAUGGUAUGCGAGCUUUGUUCUGGACACAGCAUUUUACUCUGCAGCUGUUGUGAAUACCUAGGGCAGGACUCAGAGGCAAAUUAAGAGUGACCACCUAGAAGAUGCUGUGGGAUAGAGGGGCGAUUGCUUUCCAUUCAGCAGUUCUCCUGAUGGAGAGAUUGCGUGUCUUAUGGACACAUCUGUACUUUCCAUUAACUUGUUUCAGUGGGAGGGAUUUUUGGAGGAAUAGCCGCAGUCUGAUGUAUCUGCAGAAUCAUGAGGGCAUUUUAGUGUUUAGGGACAGAUAGGACUAGCAUGUGAUAAAAACAAAAAAACACAAAAAUACAAGACAAAAAAACAUAGCUUCAGGGGAUUAACUGGUUUCUCAAGCCAUCUGAGUUAUAUCAUAAAUGUUUUUUUAUGCUACUUGCCUUUGUCUUUUUCUGUUUUCAUUUUUAUAUUGCUCCAUUUACUUCUUUGCUUUUGGCUUGAUUAUUAGAAAAAUAAUUAUGGGUUCUGUUAUGCAUAUUUACUGUGAUAUUAAGUUAUGGCAUGCCAUUAAGUUUUCCAGACGAUGCUAGAUGUAUUUGAUUAGUUCAUGUCAUCUGUAAAUACAAUUCUUUUUUGUAGAA